AUGUCAAGCUCCGAAUCGGAUCAUCACCCUUCGAAUGGUGUUCCUUUUGUAUCAAUUCCGGAAGAGCCCACCGGAAACGGCACUAAACCUCGUUUGGGAAAUGGAUUCAUCAAACGUUUGGGUUAUGAGAAACACAUGCAGCAGAUACAUUCGCUGGAGGAUUCUUUCGCGGAUUUUUGCGGAAGCAGCUCCAUUCAUGGAGUGCGAUAUAUCGGCUGUCGGACCAGUUCAUACAUCGAAAAACUCAUAUGGACGAUAAUAUUCUUGACAACGCUAUACCUAGCCGGUAAUAACAUCAUCGAGGCGUGGAUCAAAUGGGAAAAGAAUCCGGUAAAAAUCGUACCAGCCGAUCGGACGACCUACAGUUGGGAGAUUCCGUUUCCGGCUGUCACCAUUUGUCCGCAGACCAAGUCCAAGAAAUCACUGUUCAACAUCGGUGAAAGUUACCGAGACACUGAAGGUGAUUCUGAUAAGUUCAACGAUCGCUUAAAAGCCCUACUUCAACUUUGUGACGCUCCUUGUCUCUAUAACGUCAACUACACUAGCGCAGCAAAUCCCAAAAUUGUCCACCUGAUGAACGAAGUCGCUCCCAAUUUGGACGACAUCUGUGAAAGUGUUCGAUGGGACUUGGACAAAUUGAGCUGCAACGGAAUGUUCCAAAGGAUUCUGACCGAAGAUGGAGUUUGUUACAGUUUCAAUCCCAUCUCUGCUAGAGAAAUGUUUCGUUUGGAUCGGUUGCACAAGCGUUACAAUCACAGUGACGCCUCAAUUCCGAUUCAGAAUUGGAGUCCUGCCGAAGGAUAUGGGUCGGUGGAUGCGGAAAUUGAGUACCCGAAGCGGUCUUUUCUCGAUGACAAGAAGAUUGAUUUUGUGAUCAACUUAAGGUUGAACGCUAGUGAUUUCGAUUAUCAGUGUAGAACGGAACAGGGAUUUAUGGUUUAUGUCCAUUCCCCGGAAGAUUUCCCGCAGGCUAACUACAGAGCCAUGUAUGUGCCGCUUGGUAAAAGUACUUACAUUACGGUAAAGGCGAUUGUAACGGAUCUGUCUUCGAAGUUGAUCGACUUUCCACCAAAUAGGAGAAAGUGCUACAAGCUGGGCGAGAAGCAGCUCGAAUACUUCCGAAUCUACACCCAGAAGAACUGCGAGCUGGAAUGCCGGGCCCGGGAGCAGCUUUUUACCGAGGGUUGCGUCAACUUUGCACUUCCGCACGACGAGGAGGACAAGAUUUGCAACGUCCGCAAGAUGCAUUGCACCAAUAAUGGUGGAUCUCGAGUCGCUCAGCGGGACAAGAAAGUUCGACCUCGACGCAGCAGUUUGAACAAGCAUGGCCCUUGCCAAUGUUUGCCCACCUGCAAGUAUCUGAAGUACGAAACGGAUAUGCUGCAGACGGAUCUGGACUAUCGCAGCAUCCGGAAAGAUCGACAGUCCAACAUUUCUUACACUCAAAUUAGCGUACACUAUAAUAAGGAAAAGUUUCCAACUUUGGAACGGACGGAUUCCUAUACUUUAACGGAACUUUUGGGGACCUUCGGCGGUUUGCUGGGACUUUUCAUGGGAGUGUCAGUGCUGAGUUUUGUGGAAAUUGUUUACUUUUGCACUCUGCGGCCGUUCUGCGUUUGGCGCCGAAAUACCCGGAAGUUGAAACUUCAACAAUCGACGUCCCAGAAUGGGUCGAAAGAAGCUGAACAAAAUUCAGCAAUUUGA
Uranotaenia lowii is the source of this 1704-nucleotide messenger RNA. RefSeq names its product pickpocket protein 28-like. Bases 1 to 1704 code for a protein of 567 amino acids. The record is from RefSeq and is a predicted model, not a curated record. The transcript has 4 exons. Gene Ontology annotation, molecular function: ligand-gated sodium channel activity. Gene Ontology annotation, cellular component: membrane. Lineage: Eukaryota; Metazoa; Arthropoda; Insecta; Diptera; Culicidae. Gene Ontology annotation, biological process: sodium ion transmembrane transport.